ACUUCCACUUAUACAGAGAGAGAAAGAAGUCUCUAGAUAGAUAGAUCUUCACUUUCUUCUCUCACUAAAAAAACACAGUCACCGCCCAUUUCUCUCUCUAAAACCCCCAUUACAAAAUGUCCGGCGGCGGCGGAAAAGAGUGUAGCCACCACAAAGGUAAACAAAAGAAAAAAAUCCAACGAUUGUGCGGCGGUCUCUUCAUCUGUCUCUUCAUCCUCCUCCUAGUAUUUCUCAUAAUCUGGGCUGUUCUUCAACCCAGAAAACCCAGAUUCGUUCUUCAAGAUGCAACCGUUUUCAACUUCAACGUCUCCGCCCCAAAUCUCCUCUCUUCAAAUUUUCAGGUCACCGUCGCCGCCCAUAACCCUAACGAAAGGAUCGGCAUUUUCUACGACACUCUCGACGCUUUCGCCGUUUAUCAGAGUCAACAAAUCACUUAUUACACCGCUAUCCCUCCUGUUUAUCAAGGUCACAAAGAUAACAACGUUUGGUCGCCGUUUCUUUACGGCGUUAAUGUUCCCAUCGCUCCGUACAACGGCGCCGCCUUAACGGAAGACCAGUCCGACGGAAUGAUUAAUCUUCUUAUCAAACUUGACGGUAAAGUCAGGUGGAAGGUUGGGACGUUUACUACCGGCCGUUAUCAUUUACAUGUUCGUUGUCUGGCGACUUUGAACUUUGGAAAUCAUGCAUCUAACGGCGUCUUUGUUUCGACGGCGAUGAAGUACCAGAUUUAUCAGAGCUGCAAAGUGAGCGUGUGAUAGACGUUACUGGUGUUGUUCUUUACUGUUAUCUUUACUUUACCGUUACUGUUACUCUUUUAAUACGGAAAUGUUUAAUUGUAUAAUAAUAUUUUAUUAUAAUAUGCUGUGUAACUAUGAGACUAUUUAAUAUUUAUUAAUAAUAGAAAAAUAAUUUCGGUCUUAAAUGACUGCUGUUUGUUAACGGCAAUUUUUAUGCAAUAAUUGAAUUCUGGGAAAUGCUGAAGUCUAGUGAGAGAGUAUUGAGUGUUUGUUAGUGGACGUUGUGUUGUCGUUUUCUAGGAAGAAAAAAAAAACUUUUGCUUUG
Messenger RNA from Impatiens glandulifera, 1062 nucleotides. Its product is annotated as NDR1/HIN1-like protein 1. The record is from RefSeq and is a predicted model, not a curated record. The transcript has a single exon. Gene Ontology annotation, biological process: defense response to other organism. The coding region runs from base 117 to 755 and encodes 212 amino acids. Lineage: Eukaryota; Viridiplantae; Streptophyta; Magnoliopsida; Ericales; Balsaminaceae.